AGCGACAUCAUCAAGAUCAUCUUCGCCGUCCUCCUACCGCCUCUGGGUGUGUUUCUCGAGCGAGGUUGCAAUGCCGACCUCCUCAUCAACAUCCUGUUGACGAUUCUGGGUUACAUUCCGGGUAUCAUCCACGCCCUAUACAUUAUAUUCAAAUUCUAG
Messenger RNA from Trematosphaeria pertusa, 159 nucleotides. Its product is annotated as UPF0057-domain-containing protein. The annotation marks the transcript as partial. NCBI's taxonomy places the organism in Eukaryota, Fungi, Ascomycota, Dothideomycetes, Pleosporales, Trematosphaeriaceae. Gene Ontology annotation, cellular component: membrane. The transcript has 2 exons. The record is from RefSeq and is a predicted model, not a curated record.